Molecule: messenger RNA, 3392 nt
Organism: Lates calcarifer (barramundi perch)
Lineage: Eukaryota; Metazoa; Chordata; Actinopteri; Centropomidae
Gene: sack1fa
Product: family with sequence similarity 83 member Fa
Source: RefSeq, a predicted model, not a curated record
UAUAUAUAUAUAUAUAAACACACAUAAACACACACACACACACAUAAUGACUAUGUUUUUCAGGGACUUCCUGUGUCUGUGGGUCUGUGGGGCUCAGGAUUGUUGUUAAUCAUCCUUUAUGGCAUUUUCCGGAGAGCUAUAGUAGUUGGUAUUACUUUGAUAUUUCUACAGUACCCUGAUAUUUAUAAAAUAAGUGAUCUGUGCAGUUAUUUUCUAAUGGUGCAGUCAAAAAAUUGCUUGUACUGUGUGGUCAAAAGCAGGAGGGAACAGGAAACAGCAUGGGUCGGAUUUGUAAACAUCAGUUGUCAGGGCUGUAAAUAAACCUGUCACUGUCAUCACAUUUUAUAUAGCGUCUUAGUGAACAGUAUGAGCAAAGAAUAGAAUAAGUCAGCAGGUCAAAGUUCAAUCAGAAAGAAGACAGAAGUUUUCUUUCUUCAAGUUUACAUCCAAAAAAAAAAUCAAGGUUCUGAAGAUAUAUACAGCCUAUGAACAGAUAUGUAUGAAAAUAAUCAAUAGUUGCAGUCUUGACAGUGAAGAAUUAGCUCCACUUUUGCCAGCUACAGCAGUAAAAUGCUACAUAUACAUUAAUUAAUUAGUAAUAGUAAUAUAAUUACAUAAUAUAUAAUCGUAUAACACUCACAGAGGAUGUUUUUCUACCUUUUUCUCAGUACUUUUGAUAUAUUAAGUAGAUUUUAGCUGUCCUGUAAGGCAGGACUUUUUACUUUAUUAGUAGUUGUACUUUAUUAGUAUUAGUACUUAAAUAAAUAAUCUCAGUACUUUUUUCACCUCUAUUAUCAGUAAACCAACUUCCAACUCUUUUAUUUUGAAAGUUCAAUAAGAGGAAGUUCUCUAACAAUCUGAACAGCUUUAUUCUGACACGUUGAGUCCCAAACAGUAGUGGACUCCACCCCCCUGCCUCUACCUGGGCCACGCGGCAACACCUGCCGUACCUGUCCGCACAGGUAGAGCGGUGUUGGAGAGCAGCGGUGCAUCGGGAGCGAUCUGCAGGACGGGGGUGGGAAGAAACCUUAACGUUAACCAUGGCGGAGUCUCAGCUGGUCUGCAUGGACGACGAACACGUCAACGAGAAGAUCCCGGAGUCCAGACCGGAGUUUUACUACAGCGAGGAGCAGCGCGCGGCCCUGGAGCAGCUCCUGAAGAACGGGGACGGCGCCUUCAAGAUGCGGCUCAAAGAGGACAACAUCAAGGACUUCCUCUCCGCCAGGGAGGUGAAGUUCAUCCGGAAAACCUUCCACGAGUACGACACGGACAGCGACUCCGAGUCCGGGGAGCACGAGAAGUCCAAGGAGUCCUCCAGCGCGGACUCCGGCGUCCACUCCACCUACUGGCCCCAGAUGUCCGACACCGAGGUCCCAUCUCUGGACCUCGGCUGGCCCGGCAGCAGCGGCAUCUACAAGGGGGUGACCCGGGUGUCCGUGUACACCCAUCCGCCCAAAGAGCCCGGGCCGCACAUCAAGGAGGUGGUGAGGAGACUGAUACAGGAAUCUCACAAGGUGGUUGCCAUAGUCAUGGACCUCCUGACAGACCUACAGAUCCUUCAGGAUCUGCUGGAUGCCUCGUCACGGCGUGGGGUGGCUGUCUACGCUGUGCUGGAGGCCAGCGGAGUGCCCCACUUCCUGGAUAUGUGUGCUCGCCUGCAGAUUAAUGCAGUGCAUCUGCGGAAUCUCCGUGUGCGGAUGGUGAGAGGUGCAGGGCUGGCCCUGUCCUUUGGAAAACUGCCUGGCUCAUUAUGCUCCAAAUACAUGCUGGUGGAUGGAGAGAAAGUCAUGUUUGGGUCUUACAGUUUCACCUGGAGUUCGUCACGAAUGGACAGGAACACGAUCACGGUAAUGUCGGGACAAAUCGUGGACUUCUUUGACAAUGACUUCAGGGAGAUAUACGCCGUGUCUGAACAGGUGGACCUCUACAGGGAGUUCAACAUCACCAAGCCGCCUAUUGCUACGCCCAUCAGGAAGCCAAAGGUGGAGCAAAUCUUGCCUCCGCCUGUCUCUAUGUCUCGCUUUCAAGUAUCAGUUGGGGACUCCAGACAGAUCGAUCUGAAGGUGCCUGCUCAUAAAUACCACAAUCCGAAGUACUCUCUGGUUUUCGGGAACAGUAUGGGCCUCACAGGUUCUCUACAGGACCUGUCAACUGCGAGGGACUCACUGGUCAGUGGGCUGAACCAGAGGAAUGGCCUCAAGGAAAAGGUGGACCGAGUCCCCCCGCAGAGUCCUCGUUCACCUGCAGAGGAGGAGGAUGAGGAUGGGAAGGGAGGUUCAAAGAAGUCACCUGGAGCAAGGAAACAGCGCAGCUCCUUCAGGCACUUCUUAAAAGGCAGAGGAGGCAAUCAGAGCACAGAGACUAUAGAGGAAGGUGUGGUCACUCCUCAGAGCCCAUCGCCCAACUGGAAAGUGUCAGAAACCAAUGGCGUUGCAGGAACUGAGCUGGAUGAAUCGUUUGAGAUCAUUGAGAAACCAGGUCCAUUGAAAACCAAAUUCAAGAAGCCCUCAAAGCUUGUUCAGAGGAGUAUGUCUCUGCAGACCAUCAACACAGGAGACGAAGAUGGACUCAAAAGCCGGCGGCGGCAUCAAAAGAAGAACUGCAUCCAGUCAUGAGAUCAAAAACACAAGUCUGUUAAUAGGGUUAUAAAGAGCAGCUGGAGGAUCUGGUGGUUAAACAUUAUGCAGCAGCUGAGUCACAGUAUCACCUUACUUCAACCAGGUGAUGUUACCUUACAACAACUGAGUGCAGUCCUGUGUCUCUGGCCUCUGACACUGCUUCAGUUUGGGUGAAAGUCCUUUCGCUGUGCUUCAAGGGAGUCACGACCAAAGAGAUGUUUAACCAAUCAUGUGAUGAAAAAAAUGUCAACUCAAGCCUUUAGCCAAAGUGCUGAUGGAGGGAGAUUCCAAUGCCAUUAUUUUGUUUUUCUAGGCUUUUUGUAUUCAAUUAUUCCACAGUUUCUUUUUUUAUAUUUUACACUUGUAUGCUUGAACCUGAACGCCACACAGUAAACUGACCUGACCCCCAAGUGGCGUGGGUGGGAUUACGUCACGCCACUGGUUGCUACGGAGACAGGAAAAGUGAUCAGUUGUGCCGUUGUCCCCUAGUUUCACCUUACAAAGGACCCUUGGUAACAGAGGAAGUGUUCAUCAGAGUGUGUUGUACAGGCUGUGAAUAAUGUAGUGUCGACACAGUCCAUGCCUGUUUGUGCUGUACGAGGGACUUUGUACAUUUGCACUUUGGGGUUUUGUUUUGUUUUUUUUGUUGUUGUUUUUUUAAAUCCAGGUGAAACUGGAGGAGAUUAAAAUGUGAAUCCUUAAGAACCACUUGAGACACAAAUGAUCAGUUUUGUAGCAAGAAUUGAAUAAAAGAUGUGAAAACAUGAAAAAAAA